AUGUUGCAGCCAACCAAUGGGUGUUUGCAACACAAUGGAUCGGUGGAUCAGCCAUCGUCCAGUUCGACCGUUAAUGGUUCGGCCACUGGCAACGGCGAUGGUCAGGAACAAAGUAAUGGCUGUAACAUCAAGGGCAGGUCAAGCCAAGAGAUCGUUCGGCUCAUAGGUCAACAUUUAAAGCUUAUCGGGCUUAAUCAAACUGCAGAAGUGUUAAUGCAAGAAUCUGGGUGUCGUUUAGAACAUCCUGCUGCCACUCAAUUUCGCCAUCAUGUAAUGGACGGUGAAUGGCACAAGGUUAGUGCAGAUUUGAACGAACUUCAAGCUUUAGUAGGGAAUUCAUGCCAAUAUUUUUCAGACAUGAAAUUUUUGAUAUGUGAACAAAAGUACUUGGAAUAUUUAGAAGAUGGUAAAGUUUUGGAUGCAUUGCAUGUGUUGCGUAAUGAGUUGACACCUUUGCAACACAAUAUUGACAAAGUUCAUAUUCUUAGCAGCUAUAUGAUGUGUAGUGGACGAGAUGAAUUAAUGAAACGAGCAAAUUGGGAGGGAAAAGGACAUAAAUCUAGAACUUUACUCAUGGAUAUGAUUCAACAAUUUUUGCCCCCACAUAUUAUGCUACCACCCAAAAGGUUACAUAUGUUAUUGACUCAAGCAGUAGAACUGCAAAGAAAUCAAUGUUUAUUCCAUAAUACAACAUUUGAUGAUUCCAUUGAAACUGUUUCCUUACUUACUGACCAUAAGUGUUCAUUAGAACAAAUUCCAUGUGAAACCGUCCAAAUACUGACUGAACAUUGUGAUGAAGUAUGGUUCUGUCGGUUCUCGCCUAAUGGAAAAAAAUUAGCAACUGGCUCAAAAGAUGCAUCCAUUAUAAUAUAUGACGUUGAUCCAGAAACAUUAACUGUAGAACAAUCGAUCACUUUAGAUGGCCACUCAUAUGGUGUUAGUUACCUUUCAUGGUCUCCAGAUGGCGAACUCCUCAUGGCUUGUGGGCCAGAAGACUGUCCCGACUUAUGGGUGUGGAAUGUUAGCACUGGUGUUUUGAGGUUAAAACUCUCACAUUCAUCAGACGACUCAUUAACUGCCUGUUCUUGGCAUAAAGAUGGCCAAAAAUUUGUCUGUGGGGGAAUCCGAGGACAAUUUUAUCAAUGUGAUUUAGAUGGGUCUGUAUUAGAUUCAUGGGAAGGUGUUCGUGUAAAUUGUCUUUGGUGUCGAUCGGAUGGAAAAACAGUGUUGGCAGCAGACACACGUCAACGAAUUCGUUCAUACAAUUUUGAUGAGCUCAGUGAUCAAAAUUUAAUACAAGAAGAUCAUCCUAUAAUGUCAUUCACAGUUAAUAAAACUGAUCGUCUUGCACUCCUAAAUGUUGUAUCACAAGGUGUUCAUUUAUGGGAUCUCCAAGAUAAGUGUUUAGUAAGAAAAUUUCAAGGAGUUACACAGGGCCAUUUUUCAAUACAUAGUUGUUUUGGCGGUGUCAAUCAUGAUUUUAUUGCUAGUGGAAGUGAAGAUAAUAAAGUAUAUUUGUGGCAUAUUAAGCAUGAACUACCAAUAGCAACAUUAAGUGGUCAUACAAGAGCAGUUACAUGUGUUAGUUGGAACCCUGUUUAUCAUCAAAUGCUUGCAUCGGUUUCUGAUGAUUGUACUGUUCGUAUUUGGGGUCCUGCUGCUAAAUACCGUAAACAAAAAUCUAAUAAAAGUGAUAUAAACAACGAUUCUGGGUCACCUUCCAAACAUAUGUAA
This is a messenger RNA of Macrosiphum euphorbiae (potato aphid), 1734 nucleotides long. Lineage: Eukaryota; Metazoa; Arthropoda; Insecta; Hemiptera; Aphididae. The record is from the annotation of a GenBank genome assembly.